CUUCAGGCUCCCUUGUGCCUUCUUGAAUCAACCUCAGGGCUCGUCGACUCUUUAUAGUCUUCAGCUUCCUUUGCUAACUUUCGGCAUACAAAGAUGUCAAUCUCACGAUCCCAUCUAUUAAAACUUGCUAUUCCUCUUGUUGCCGAAUCCGGCUUUACUCGCACAACUUUAUCCCGGUCGGUGCUGCAUCUCCCGUCUCCUCACUCGGAGCCUCUAUCCGACUCUGCUGUUUCUUCUCUCUUUGGUUCCGGCAAUUCAGCUCAGAAGACUUUGAUCAACGCAUGGCUCGAGAAUGGUCUGGACAAUAUGAAGACCGACAACCUCCCACCCCCUACUUUAAAAGAGGCUCUGCACACGAGGCUGUCCUAUAACGAGGCUGUUCUAGCACAUCUUCCCGAAGCGUUUGCUAUUCUUUGCGUCCCAGAAUCACGCAUGGCGCUCCCGCCCCUGGAUGCGGUGCCCGCGCUCAAGCAUGCAGCCCAUAUUGCCGACCAAGCCUGCUUCGUUUCCGGGCAAGGCCUGUCGAGGGAAUCCUGGUAUGCGAAACGUGCAUCCAUCAUGGGAAUCUACACUGCGGCAGAGUUGCAUCAACUCACUUCGCCGCGAACGGCUCACGCAUUCCUCGAUGAUCUGCUUGAGAGCUCGACAAAGAUUGGCCAGUCGGUCUCAGAUAUGAAAGAAUAUGCGCAUUACAUCUUUAGAAGCUGGGGAGGCCUUGCUCGGAGUCGCGGAUGGUAAACCCUGGAUAUGUACAUCGCGCUGUACGGUCUGCCAAUAUCUCAGGUCCCCAAGGGUCGAAGUUCGGUUCGAA
Molecule: messenger RNA, 811 nt
Organism: Mycena citricolor
Lineage: Eukaryota; Fungi; Basidiomycota; Agaricomycetes; Agaricales; Mycenaceae
Source: the annotation of a GenBank genome assembly